CUCACCCAGCCCCACACUCGCUCCACUCUCACUUAGCCCCGAUGUUCUCUGCUCUCCGCUCCGCUGUGCCGGCGCGCCGCGCUGCCGUGCGCGCCCUCUCAACGUCUGCGCCGCGCGCCGACGUGGCACGCAUGCAGCUCCUCGGCCGCCUCGUCGCCGACCCCGAGACGCGCCAGACGCGCGCGGGCAAGGACUACGUGCGCUACGUCGUCGCCACGACGGACCCGCUCGGCCCGCCGGGCGAGGAGGGCGGCGAGCGGCCCGAGCCCACCACGUCGUACCACAACAUCUUUGCGUUCGGCGAGUCGGCCGUGCAGCGCCUGUCCACCAUCGGCAAGGGCACGCAGGUGCUCGUCGACGCCGACUUCCGCCUCGCGCGCCAGCCGAGCGAGGACGGCGCGGCGCCGGCGCAGACCAACAUUCUCGUGCAGCACCGCAGCAUUGCCGUCAUCUCGCGGCCCAAGCCCGCCGAGCCGGCCGCCUAAGUGCGCCUGCGCUGCCGUCGUGCCGGCGCGGCGCGCCCGGGCCGGCGACGCACUGCUGCGCCGCCGGCUCGUCCUGCGCGAGGCCAGCAAUGACACCAACCACUGCUCAUU
This is a messenger RNA of Tilletiopsis washingtonensis, 596 nucleotides long. RefSeq lists its product as hypothetical. The coding region runs from base 42 to 485 and encodes 147 amino acids. Lineage: Eukaryota; Fungi; Basidiomycota; Exobasidiomycetes; Entylomatales. The record is from RefSeq and is a predicted model, not a curated record. The transcript has 6 exons. Gene Ontology annotation, molecular function: single-stranded DNA binding.